AAUGGUUGGGUCCUUUUCUCGUGCUGAGUCUCGGAUGCCGGUUGUCGCGCACAUGGCCUGCUAGCAAAAAUCACUGGGUUUUUACCAUCAGAACCGACCAGAUCCAUUACGUGAAGUGAUACCGAAGAGCAGGGCAGCUUAAAUGCGUGAUACAGAGAAUAUGGCGGCAGAAGCCGAAUUUGAUGAGGACGAAGAACCCUCUUUUAGCGACCCAGAGGAUUUCGUGGAUGACGUUAGUGAAGACGAGCUGCUGGGCGAUCUCCUGAAGGAGAGACCACAGGAGGCAGAUGGGAUUGACUCUGUUGUUGUUGUUGACAACGUACCUCAGGUUGGACCAGAACGUCUUGAGAAACUAAAGAAUGUCAUCCACAAGAUCUUCUCAAAGUUUGGCAAAAUCACAAACGAAUUUUACCCAGAGGGAGAUGGUAAUACAAAAGGGUACAUUUUCCUGGAGUACUCCUGUCCUGCUCAUGCUCUUGAGGCUGUGAAGAAUGCAGAUGGAUACAAGCUGGACAAGCAGCACACCUUUAGGGUUAACGUCUUCACAGACUUUGACAAGUAUAUGAAUAUCAGUGAUGAAUGGGAAACACCAGAGAAGCAGCCAUUCAAAGACUUUGGGAACCUGCGACACUGGCUGGAAGAUGCGGACUGCAGAGAUCAAUAUAGCGUGAUUUUUGAAUCUGGGGAACGCACAGGCAUUUUUGCCAAUGAUAUCAAGGAACCAAUUGUUGUUGAAGAGAGAGCACGCUGGACAGAGACGUACGUCCGCUGGUCUCCUAGAGGUACCUAUCUGGCCACAUUCCAUCAGAGGGGCAUUGCUCUGUGGGGAGGAGAGAAGUUUAAACAGAUCCAGAGGUUCAGCCACCAAGGGGUGCAGCUCAUUGACUUCUCUCCAUGUGAAAGGUACCUGGUUACAUUCAGCCCUCUGAUGGACACAAAAGAUGACCCGCAGGCCAUCAUCAUCUGGGAUGUCCUGACUGGACAGAAAAAGAGAGGCUUCCAUUGUGAGAGCUCUGCACAUUGGCCAAUCUUCAAGUGGAGUCAUGAUGGAAAAUUCUUUGCCAGAAUGACACAAGACACUCUCAGCAUCUAUGAGACCCCAUCUAUGGGGUUAUUAGACAAGAAAAGUUUAAAAAUCACUGGGAUAAAGGAUUUCUCUUGGUCUCCGGGUGACAAUAUCAUUGCUUUCUGGGUACCUGAGGAUAAAGAUAUCCCAGCAAGGGUGACGCUCAUGCAGCUUCCGUCUCGGCAAGAGAUCCGAGUCAGAAACCUGUUCAACGUGGUGGACUGUAAGCUUCACUGGCAGAAGAACGGGGAUUACCUUUGUGUGAAGGUAGACAGGACCCCCAAAGGCACGCAGGGUGUGGUGACAAACUUUGAAAUCUUCCGAAUGAGGGAAAAGCAAGUGCCAGUUGAUGUGGUAGAAAUGAAAGAGGGCAUCAUAGCCUUUGCUUGGGAGCCAAACGGCAGUAAAUUUGCUGUGCUGCACGGAGAGUCUCCCAGAAUAAAUUCAUCAUUCUACCAUGUUAAAAACAAUGGCAAAAUUGAGCUUAUCAAAACGUUUGAUAAGCAGCAAGCAAACAGUAUUUUCUGGAGUCCUCAGGGUCAGUUUUUGGUGUUGGCUGGUCUGAGAAGCAUGAACGGUGCUUUGGCAUUUGUUGACACUUCGGACUGCACCAUGAUGAAUAUUGCAGAACAUUACAUGGCAUCAGAUGUAGAAUGGGACCCAACUGGACGAUAUGUUGUUACAUCAGUGUCUUGGUGGAGCCAUAAGGUGGACAAUGCAUUUUGGCUGUGGACCUUUCAGGGUCGUCUCCUUCAGAAAAACAACAAGGAUCGUUUUUGCCAGCUUUUGUGGAGACCCCGACCACCAACACUUCUUAAUGUGGAGGAGAUAAAACUCAUAAAGAAGGAUCUGAAGAAGUACUCCAAGAUCUUUGAGCAGAAGGAUCGUCUGAGUCAGUCCAAGGCCUCCAAGGAACUGGUUGACAGGAGACGAACAAUGAUAGAAGAGUAUCAUGCAUACCGGGAUAAUGCCCAGAAGAUAUACCAGGAGCAAAGAUUGCUUCGCCUGGAUCUUAGAGAAGGUGUGGACACGGACGAGCUCGACAGCAAUGUUGAAGACUGGGAGGAGGAGACCAUUGAAUUUUUCGUCACUGAAGAAAUUAUUCCCCUUGGAGAACAGGCGUAGUCGCAUAACUGACAGUACUGUUUUCCAUCUCGACGAGGAGCUCGAUCACAUCAAAGAAACAACAUCUCCUGGAUUAAUUAUAUUUUGGAAAUUCAAUGCACCAACCCAUCCUUUUUUUCUGAAGUCAUUGUAGUACCUUUUAAUCUUGGUCACUUCAGUGGGAGUAUUUUAUAAGCCACUGUAUUUGCUUCUUUUGGUACCCGUUCACAGUUUUAGAAGCCUGUAUCAAAUUACAGUAUACUUAGUGCUGCAGCUGAUUCGGCUGCUAUCAGUCACCCUAAGUUUUAAAAAUUGUGCUUCACUAGCAAGGCGCUAUGUUUCAGUUUCCUAAGGACUGUUUUUGCAUCCAUGGCAAAUGGACAGACAGCUGUUUUCUACAGAAUAAUAUUGGAAUCAAAAAUUGGUUUGAUAUGUAUUUUAGCGUGCUGAAACAGCACUACAGUGGGCUUUAUCCUCCUCCAUUCAGAUUACCUGAUAAAAUGAAAUGUGCUUCAAGGGAAUAAUAAAGGAUACUUACAAAA
Molecule: messenger RNA, 2712 nt
Organism: Acipenser ruthenus (sterlet)
Lineage: Eukaryota; Metazoa; Chordata; Actinopteri; Acipenseriformes; Acipenseridae
Product: eukaryotic translation initiation factor 3 subunit B
Exons: 19
Coding region: 143-2191 (682 amino acids)
Biological process (GO): translational initiation
Cellular component (GO): eukaryotic translation initiation factor 3 complex
Molecular function (GO): translation initiation factor binding; translation initiation factor activity; RNA binding
Source: RefSeq, a predicted model, not a curated record